This is a messenger RNA of Gadus macrocephalus (Pacific cod), 4639 nucleotides long. RefSeq names its product pleckstrin homology domain-containing family A member 5-like. Gene Ontology annotation, molecular function: phosphatidylinositol-5-phosphate binding; phosphatidylinositol-3-phosphate binding; protein binding. Lineage: Eukaryota; Metazoa; Chordata; Actinopteri; Gadiformes; Gadidae. Gene Ontology annotation, cellular component: cytosol. The record is from RefSeq and is a predicted model, not a curated record.
AAGGCUCCCGUGUACGAGCCGCGGCGGCGGAGACGCGCUGCCGCGUCUGUACAGUACUGCUAGACAUGGCGGCGGACCUGCACCCCGAGUGGAUAUCCUGCCUCCCACCUUACUGGAGUUACGGGGUAACGCGGGAUGGACGCGUCUUCUUCGUAAACGAAGAAGCCAAGAGUACAACCUGGCUGCAUCCAGUGAGCGGCGAGGCGGUGAUCACCGGCCACAGGAAAACUCCAGACCUACCGACGGGGUAAGAAGGAUUCACUUUCGAGGGAGCACGAUGUUUCAUCAACCACAAUGAGCGGAAGGUGACCUGCAAACAUCCCGUCUCCGGCAUCCCAUCACAAGACAACUGCAUCUUUGUUGUCAACGAACACGUGAACUGUGGACAAUUGGUUCACUCUGUAUUUGGAAGAUCAGCCCAAACAGCCCCAGCCAAUGAGAAGAAGGACCGAUUCCUGAGCGACAUGAGUGAGGCCUCCAACUACACGGGCGCCUCUGACUAUGCCACGCAUCAGAACAGCCCAGCGGGAAGACCUUCCAGACCCUCGAAGAAAGUUCAUAACUUUGGGAAGCGUUCUAAUUCUAUCAGAAGGAACCCAGGUGCCCCGGUUAUCAGGAGCAACUGGCUGUAUAAACAGGACAGCACUGGGAUGAAGCUGUGGAAGAAAAGGUGGUUUGUGCUGUCGGACCUGUGCCUGUUUUACUACCGAGAUGAGAAAGAAGAGGGGAUACUGGGCAGCAUCCUCCUGCCCAGUUUCCAUGUUUCCAUGCUCUCUGUGGACGACCACAUUAACAGGAAAUACGCCUUCAAGGCGACUCACCCCAACAUGCGGACGUACUACUUCUGCACAGACACGCCCAAAGAGAUGGAGGCGUGGAUGAGGGCUAUGACCGAGGCGGCACUCGUCCACUCCGAGCCCGUCAAAAGGCUGGAGAGGCUGAAGGUGGAGCAGUGCGGGCCGCAGGACAUCCACCACCUGACCCCCGACGCCCAGCGGCCGCCGCUGACGCGCCCCGAGAUCCAGAACAACGAGCGCAACCGCGAGGCGGACCGGGCGCACCCCGCCAUAAGCAUCCCCAUCCCCGCCCCCACCCUGAACAUCCCCAGCCCCUGCCCCACCCCCAGCCCCACCACCCCCACCGGCGCCACCACCCCCACGCCUGAGGAGCAGGAGCGGAGGCAGCGGGAGGCGGAGCGCUACGGCUUCCAGAACAACGGCGGCGAGAACCAGCGGCCGCUCACCAAGAUCAACAGCCUCAAGCUGCAGCCGGCCCAGGCCGCCGCCCUCACCGCCGGCAUCGUCACGCACCCGUGCACGCCCACGCCCACGGAGACGGACGGCCCGUACCGCGGCGCCACGCCCCAGGUGAACGGCGGCGGGGGGCCCGGGAACCACAGCCCCGGCGGGGACGGCUCGGCCGUGCCCACGCCCACGCCCAGGCCCGAGGGGCAGGGGCAGGGGCAGGGGCCGGAGCGCUCCCUGAGCAGGACCAGCUCCAUGCUGCAGCUGGAGCAGUGGGUCCGCACACAGAGGGGCCGCGGCCAGGACGAGGACACCCGCAGCAUCACCUCCUACCAAACCCUACCCAGGAACAUGCCCAGCUACCGUGCCCCGGCAGGCACGCCCCAGCCCGGCGAGGGCUACCGCACCAUGCCCAGGAACGGCCUGGGUCAGCGGGACAGCAUCUGCAGCAUGUCCCCCUCCAUGUACGAGCAGGCCCUGGGGCCCGGACCCGGGGACAAGCGGCGCUCCAUGCGGGACGACACCAUGUGGCAGCUGUUUGAGUGGCAGCAGAGGAACGCCUACGCCCGGCCGCCCUCGGCCAUGUACGCCAACAUGCCCAGCCCCAAGACCAUGAUCAACCUGUCGGAGCACGCCCCGCCCGCCCACGCCAUCCCGCCCUCGCCGUCCCACGGCUCGCUGGCCAUGUACGGCGGCUACUCCCCGCUGCGCUCCUACAACAUGGGCGGCGCCCGCUCCGAGGUGUCCUCCCCCGUGUACCGCGGCGGGGACAUGAGCAUGGACCGCCGGCUCCGGCAGCACCCCAACAACUACGCCUACACACUCCACCCUGACAGGAGAUCCAUGCCUUCAGGACUGCCGGUUCAGAUUAUCACUGCCCAGUCGCUACAAGGCAAAACGCCGGAGGAGCUGACUCUGCUGCUGAUAAAGCUGCGACGGCAGCAAGCGGAGCUUAACAGCAUCCGGGAGCACACUGUAGCGCAGCUUAUGCAACUAAACAUUGACGGUGACACCCCAAAGAACGACAUUCUCUCGCAUCACCUCCAAAGGAACCUCAUGUAUUUGGACAACCAGAUGAAGGACAAUGAGCCUUUAAUCGCCAUGACACACAGUUUGAUUGAGAACUCAGCCGCAAGGCCUCAACUUUACCACCAACUGAGUCCAGACGACUACAGGGCUCACCCCUACAUGAGCAGGCAGGAAGAGGCUGACGUUGAUACCAAGCUGAGCCGCCUGUGUGAGCAGGACAAGGUGGUGAGGGCCCAGGGGAGCAAAGUACAGCAGCUGCACCGCGAGAAGCACACCCUGGAGACGGCGCUGCUGUCAGCCAGUCAGGAGAUCGAGCUGGGCUCCGGUAACCCCGCCGCCAUGCAGAGCGUGAUCCAGCAGAGGGAUCUGCUGCAGAGUGGCUUGCUCAGCACCUGCAGGGAGCUCACCAGAGUCUCUGCGGAGAUGGAGCGGUCGUGGAGGGACUACGACAGGCUGGAGGGAGAUGUGAACGCCGCCCGGACCAACCUCCUGGAGCAGCUUGAGGCCCUGGGGAGCCCGCAGACGGAGCCUCCCAGUCAGCAGCACGUCAACAUCCAGAAGGAGCUGUGGCGGAUCCAGGACGUGAUGGAGGCCCUCAGUAAACACCGGCCCCAGAGGCCCGGCCCCGAUGGCUGCUACGGCUCCGUGCCCAUGAACGAGGGACCAGACUACCGGCUGUACAAGAGUGAGCCGGAGCUCACCACGGUGGCCGAGGUGGACGAGAGCAACGGAGAGGACCGGUCGGGAGGAGACCACCUGGGGGAGAGGGAGUCCUCCGCCAGCAGAGGGGUCUGCUACCCAGUGGGCAUCGUACCCCCGAGAACCAAGUCUCCGAUGAUGGACUCCUCCUCCAUAGGGUCCUAUGUCACCCUGAGGAAGAGCAGGAGGCCCGAAUCCAGAAACGACCGUCCCCGCAGCGCCGCGGACCAGCUGGGCGGGUCGGAGAGCGCCCGUCCCAGGAUGAGCGUGGAGGAGCAGCUGGAGCGGAUCCGGCGCCACCAGCAGGGGGCGCUCCGGGAGAAGAAGAAGGGGGGGCGCAGCGUGCUGGGCGGGGGCCAGGAGAACACGCCCAGCCGCAGCCCCUCCUUCACCAGGGAGACCCCGCCCCGCAGCACUCAGCUCCAGAGCCGGCGCAGGGAGGACGUGAUGGGCAACGACAUCCUGGAGCUGGAGAACUCUCUGAGGAUGCAGGACGUGGUCCGGGACCAGGAGACGCCCGCCCAGGAGAUCGCCCGCCUGAAGGAGGCCUCGCAGCACUUCAACAUGGACCGAGAGCUGUCGGUGCCUGACAAGGUGGUGAUCCCGGAGCGCUACGUGGAGUCAGACCCGGAGGACGCCCCGAGCCCGGAGCAGGAGGCUGACAAGCAGAGGAAGGUGGACCGCAUCAAAGCCCUGAUAGCCAGGAACAGCAUGCAGAACGCUCCACCCAACAUGCCGGUGAGUCCGGAGCAGGAGGCUGAGGUGGAGGCAGAGGUGCAGGAGAAGGAGAAGAUGAUCAACAUCUCCUACGAGCUGGCUGCAGAGGCCUCCAAACGCAGCAAGCUGGUUGCAGCCCAGGCUCUGGCCUCUGUGAAGACUUCCACUUGAAGAUCAGACAUGGCCGGCCUAUGAACACGACCGCCUGGCCAUGAAGGUCUCUUCCCCCCCCCCCCCCCCCCCCCCCCCACACACACACACUCUCCUCCCCACCUUCUUUGACAGCACAUCACCUGGGCGGACGCUUACACAAUCAUCCAACACCAUUGGGUCGGGGCCAUACCGCCCAGCUCCCCCCAAUGGCUCACUGUGACCUGGCCUAGCUGUGCCCCCCCCCACCCCCCCACACACACACACACACACACCACUCCCUCUGUGAUACUGCUGCGGUCCUCAGCAGAAACCUUUCCCAAAUGAACACUUAUCCCACCUGGUGGUGGCGAGCAACACAAGGCCAAUAGACACAGUUUUUGUGGUGGUUCUUUGUCUUUUUAUUUAUAGGCUUGCCAAUUUUUCCUUUUUUAUUGUUUAUUAGUUGAGAGAGAGAGAGAGAGAGAGAGAGUGUGUGUGUGUGUGUGUGUGUGUGUGUGUGUGUGUGUGUGUGUGUGUGUGUGUGUGUGUGUGUGUGUGUGUGUGUGUGUGUGUGUGUGUGUGUGUGUGUGUGUGUGUGUGACACCAUGGUGUGAGCAUACGGACCCUGUAUAAACCUACAGUACCAUGGUUACACCGUAACUUUAUUUAAAAUUGGAACAGACCAAGCCAAAUGUUUUUACAUAACCUGUUUUUACAGAUGUUUUACAUGCUUUUAUUUUAGUUGAGUGCUUGCUUUAAAAAAAAAGAAAAAAAAAAGAGCCUGCUUUUUAGUUUCCCACAAGGUAAGUAAAACCAAA